Molecule: messenger RNA, 1071 nt
Organism: Dovyalis caffra
Lineage: Eukaryota; Viridiplantae; Streptophyta; Magnoliopsida; Malpighiales; Salicaceae
Source: the annotation of a GenBank genome assembly
AUGGCUGCUACUCUCUGCUUUUCCACUCUGUUGUUGCUUCUUGCGGCCUUCUUUACCUUUUACUCUCAGGUCAUUGCAGUGGAACCAGUUUCCGAGCUCAAGCUCAGCUCUAGGAUUCUCCAGGAGUCAAUCAUUAAAAAGGUCAAUGAAAACCCCAAGGCUGGAUGGAAAGCUACCUUGAAUCAUCAAUUUUCCAAUUAUACUGUUGGCCAAUUCAAGUAUCUUCUUGGAGUCAAACCAACUCCAAAAGAGGAAUUGAGGGGAAUUCCUGUUAUAAGUCAUCCAAAAUCCUUGAUAUUGCCAAAAGAAUUUGAUGCAAGAACAGCUUGGCCACAGUGUAAUACGAUAGGAAGAAUUCUAGAUCAGGGUCAUUGUGGAUCUUGCUGGGCAUUUGGUGCUGUCGAGUCACUAUCAGAUCGAUUUUGUAUCCAUUUUGGCAUGAACAUAUCUCUGUCGGUCAAUGAUGUCUUAGCAUGCUGUGGCUUUUUGUGCGGACUUGGUUGUGAUGGAGGGUAUCCAAUUUCUGCAUGGAGAUACUUUGUCCAUCAUGGUGUUGUCACCGAGGAGUGUGACCCAUACUUUGAUGAUAUUGGCUGUUCUCACCCUGGUUGUGAGCCUGGAUAUCCCACGCCAAAGUGUGUGCGAAAGUGCGUCAAUAAGAACCAGCUCUGGAAAAAUUCAAAGCACUAUGGUGUCAAGCCAUACAGAAUUGCUUCUGACCCUGACAGUAUCAUGGCAGAAAUUUAUGCGAAUGGGCCAGUUGAGGUUGCCUUUGAUGUUUAUGAGGAUUUUGCUCAUUAUAAAUCGGGAGUCUACAAGCACAUAACAGGUGGUAUGAUGGGAGGCCACGCUGUUAAGCUUAUUGGUUGGGGAACUUCUGAAGACGGGGAGGAUUAUUGGCUUCUUGCUAAUCAGUGGAAUAAAGGCUGGGGUGAUGAUGGUUUCUUCAAGAUUAGAAGGGGAGCAAAUGAGUGUGGUAUUGAAGGGGAUGCGGUUGCUGGCUUGCCCUCGACCAGGAAUCUUGUUAGGGAGGUUGCGAGUACCUAUACUCAUGAGGAUGCUUCGGCUUGA